AUGGCUCAGGAGGGUCGUAAGGAACCAACGGUUAGUUUGAGACUUAUCAUUGAUGAAGAGAAAAACAAGGUCGUCUUAGCUGAGGCUGGUAAAGAUUUUGUUCAAGUUCUCUUCACAUUUUUGACACUGCCAAUGGGAACAAUCGUCAGAUUGCUUGAGGAGCAUCAAGACUCUGAGCCAGUUACUGUUGGAUGUCUUAGCAACCUUUAUAGAAGUGUUGUGGACAUGAAAAUCGAUGAUUUUGAGACUGAAGCUUGUAAGCAGAUGUUGCUGUAUCCCAAGAACAUUAGGGAAUCUCGAUACAUAAACUUUAAGCUCAACAUAGACCCUACUGAGAGAUUCAAGUGCUUUGGGUGCCUAUUUUUCCGUAUCUGUAGAAUGUCCAGUAAUUUUGACACGUCCCUAUGUAAGUGCGGAGAGGUGAUGAAUGAGGAGAUAAGUUUCUCACAAUAUGAAGAUAGCAUGCAAAAUGAUGUCGGUGGAGUGUUUAGCAGAGACAAGUCGUUUAUCAUAACCGACGACUUGACUCUGACGGAUGACUCUACUAGUUCUUUCUUGCAAACACUCAAAGAUAUUGGUUGUACUGAUGUUAGUAAGCUGAGAGAAGAGGUUCUCCAUAUCGGUCUCAAAGAGGCUAUGACGUUGCUGCAAUGUUUAUUCACCUCAAGUGCACCUUUGACGGAUACUUUCUUGAAGAAUCAAAGUUCACACGUAAUGAGGAAGAUUUAUAGAAAGCCGAGUCCAUGCAUGGAGGAUAAAGGAGAUAAAGCAGAACCAGACGAAGUCAUAACUUUUGAUGCAAUCGUAAGGAGACAGGACAUGAAGAUUUUGUACGUUGAGUGCGGUGAAGACUUUGUUGAUCUUCUUUUCACUUUUCUCGCCAUUCCUCUGGAAUCUACGUGGGAAAUCUCAGGCAACAAUAUCACAUUAGGUCGAAUUGGGAACUUGUGCAGAAGCUUCAAAGACUUGAAUGCUAAUGAGGGGACUGAAGUGUCGUCAACAACAUCCGAAUGUAUGCUUCCGUAUUAUUACAGGUGCAAGAAACAGUUGCUCAAUAUCAGAACUCCUACACCAAGACUUUACUUAAGCCGGAGUUAUGACUGGACACUAUCUUAUUCUCGAAGCUUUGUUUUGACUACAAAACGUAAUAGCGAGCGCAUGAGUUUUGUGGAUCCAAAAUCUGAUUUCUGUGAUCGGUCAAAAGAUGGUAAAGGGUUUGUGAAGAGAGGGACAAAGUUUACUGUGUCAGAUGAUCUGAUCGUAACACCUAAGAACUCCAGCUCAACCUUUUCUGUAUUGAAGAUGUUUCGAAUUCACACAGAUGAUUUGGAGGUGCAAGCAAUUACAAUCAGCAAUGCAGAGGCUUUGAAUCUGUUGAGUGCUUCAUUGGUGACAUCCUCUGCUUUGAGCUCUGCUUUUGGGAAUUUGAUUAUGAAGAAACCGAAGGAAGAGAAAGUUUCAUGGAACCCCGUUUUAAAGAAACCAAAAGUAGAAACACAAAGGUGGAGAGAGCCCUGA
Molecule: messenger RNA, 1518 nt
Organism: Camelina sativa (false flax)
Lineage: Eukaryota; Viridiplantae; Streptophyta; Magnoliopsida; Brassicales; Brassicaceae
Source: RefSeq, a predicted model, not a curated record